Molecule: messenger RNA, 639 nt
Organism: Ophidiomyces ophidiicola
Lineage: Eukaryota; Fungi; Ascomycota; Eurotiomycetes; Onygenales; Onygenaceae
Exons: 1
Coding region: 1-639 (212 amino acids)
Source: RefSeq, a predicted model, not a curated record
AUGGCCGGCAUGACGGAGGUGUCGCAGCGCCACGUCGAGGGCGCGCGCUUCGACAUCUUCGAUUGGCACCCCAACUACCAGAGCUGCCAGCGCUACUUUCUCGACCAGGCCCAGCACAGCACGCCCGUGCAGGCGCUGUCCUCCUUUCUCAACAUCCUGCUGCCCUUCCAGCGCCAGCCCAGCCCCGUGUACAACACCACCGCCGACGCGGCUCGGUGCCAGCCCCACGCGUCCACCGCCACCAACGCCAACGUCGCCAUGCCCCCCAGCGUCUCGCUGGUGCCCUACAUCCGCCGCCUGGUCGCCACGGGCAUGGACUACCCCGGCGUGCUGCACGGCUUCUUCGGCGACGACUGGGCCGCCGGCAUAGGCCCGCUGCACGAGCAGGAGCGCCGCAACUACCUCUUCGCCGCCAAGAGCGGCGGCUGGGCCGCCGUCAAGCGGGAGUAUGACAUCCCUCCGCUCGAGACCAUCCCGUUCUUGCGCCCACUGCAGGGCCCUGUCGACUCGGAGAUCGAGGCUGCGGAGAGGAGCUGGAGCGAAUGGCUGGCCAUGGAGGAUUGGAUGGUGGGGCCUCGCGCCCCCGACGUCCUCAACGAGUCGUCACCCUCGUCGAGACCACGUAGUCCGCGCUCGUGA